Messenger RNA from Phytophthora infestans T30-4, 1116 nucleotides. RefSeq lists its product as uncharacterized. The record is from RefSeq and is a predicted model, not a curated record. The transcript is spliced from 6 exons. NCBI's taxonomy places the organism in Eukaryota, Oomycota, Peronosporomycetes, Peronosporales, Peronosporaceae. Bases 1 to 1116 code for a protein of 371 amino acids.
AUGCCCGUGUCGUCGAGAAACAGGCUCGAGGACGAUUGUGCAUCCCGGACGAUUGCGGAAUUGAGUUGUGACGCAUUCGCAGCACAAGUUGGACGAUACUUGAAGCAGGUUCGACAAGAUGUGAUUGCGCCCGUGUGGUUUCACUUCGAAGGACGAAACAUGGAGACCGUGAGAAACAUGAUGCUCCACAUUCGAGAACAUGUGCCCCAAGCGAAGAUUUCGGUCGAGAUUGAGUUCCCAAGAUAUCCCUGGAGUCUUGCGAAGACACUGGCGUCAUUUGCAGAUUAUGUGUUCAUGUCCAAGGAUUAUCUUCGCGACAACAUCCAAAUUUCCACUGCUGGAGAAUUUUUCGAAGGGAUUCAGGAAAAACAAUGGGGCGAGGACUGGAGUCGAUGGACAAGGUUGGAAGAAGUUAACUGUUGUGUGUUGAAUUUUGUCCAUGAAGCUGAGGCUGGAACAAGCUACAUAGUGCAAGACUGCAAUGAGCAAAUUAGUGCUGGCUCAGCUUCGACGUCGACAUCACAUGUCGUGAGCUCUGAAGUGGGGUUGGAACUGCAACGAGUAGAGCACCUUACUCGACCAGAUACAGACGUAUUCGCUGUGCCCCUUUUGCCAACGAUUGUGGAAGACAACGAUGGAGAUAUCAUUGUGCCUCGACGUCAAGUAAGCAAGCGUCGAAGGUCUAGUAGGACGAUGCCAGCUUCAGAUAAAACCUCAGCUGGAUCAUGGGAACAUGCUAAUCGAGGCACGGACACAACCUUCAUUUUGGAAGCGCGUAGUCGUACAACAUGGGACACUGCAGGCACACAGCUAUGGCGAGCGGCAUUUCUACUGGCCGAUUUCAUGUACAGUGCAUCGAGAGACAUCCGACCUCGCUUGUUGAACUGGGACGAUAGCAGGUUGAUAUCAAUCGCUGAAAAACCCUCUACGACUGGGUUCGACUGGCUUUCCACCGACCGAGCCGAGUUGGGAGACUUAGCGAUCAUCAUCGCCAGCCACCAGCUAGACCUGAAACACCCCACGAUCUCGCGGAAUUCCCGCUUCCUGACUCGAGUCCAGUUGGCGUUGUCGAAGCUGCAUUUAACCACGAACUUAGCGUUGUUUCCAGUCGCUUGA